AGACCCGCUCGGGUAGGGGGGUCGGGUUGGGUUGGCCGACUGGGCCGGGUUUGGUUUGUUUGUCUUAUUACUCCUGUGUUAGUUCUGAAACUCAUAAAUAGGUUUCUGCACAUUCAUUUGCGGUUAAGCAAUAAUAAUAUCAAAAUCCCUAAAUCCCUCUUUUCUCUGUUCUUCCCCAAUUCUUCUUCCAAUCCCUAAUUCUUCCUCUAAUCCCUAAUUCUUUCUCAAUUCCCAAUUCUAUUUCAC
Linum tenue is the source of this 246-nucleotide messenger RNA. Lineage: Eukaryota; Viridiplantae; Streptophyta; Magnoliopsida; Malpighiales; Linaceae. The record is from the annotation of a GenBank genome assembly.